Molecule: messenger RNA, 1931 nt
Organism: Arabidopsis arenosa
Lineage: Eukaryota; Viridiplantae; Streptophyta; Magnoliopsida; Brassicales; Brassicaceae
Source: the annotation of a GenBank genome assembly
AACCAGAAGAACUUACCAUUUUUGUUAAUUUUUUCAGAUUCUUCUCCAAGUCUCCAUGUUUUCUCCAUUCUAAUUUGCAUUUGAACUAACCAAGAAGAUGGAUUCGUCUAAGAAAGUUCUAUUUCCAGACCAGAUUCUGUCUUCUAGAAGAAACAUCUUAACCAGAUUCGGUUUAGGAAUCGCUGCUUCUUUCCUUCUCCUUACACUUCUCUCCUUUACUAGUUCCUCCUUCAAUGUCCCUUUCGUCUCUCCUCUGCUUCAAGGUCUCAAAAGCUCCAAUCUUAACACUUCUUCUUCUGUUAAGCAAGUUGACGAGAAGCCUGAAGUAGUGAAUCUCACCGACAAGGUCCCAGAUGUCAAAGUUCCAAGCUUUGAUGCCGAACAAAGAUCUGGAACAACAGGAGACGCUGGUUCGAAGAACACAACUUUGCCGGAAGAGGGUAAAGUUUCAAACUUUGGUUCUGGACCAAGAUCCGGAGAAACAGUUAAGAACUCGAAUUUUGCUGAAGAUGGUAAAGUCUCAGUUGCAGAUGACAAAAAUACCCUCGAAGUAAAUGCUACAACAAGUGUGGGGAAUAGCUCGAGCUUGGUGUCUGAUUUGGGAGGUAGAUUUGUGCCUGCAAACUCAAGUAAAGAGAAUGGCUUUGUGGUUACAGAUCGAAGCAGAGGUUCGUAUGAGGAUUGUGAUAUAUACGAUGGAAGUUGGGUUAGAGCUGAUGAUGAGACAAUGCCGUAUUACCCACCUGGUUCGUGUCCGUAUAUAGACAGAGAUUUCAACUGUCACGCUAAUAAAAGACCUGAUGAUGCUUAUGUUAAAUGGAGAUGGCAACCAAAUGGGUGUGACAUUCCCAGGUUGAAUGGAACUGAUUUUCUGGAGAAACUAAGAGGGAAGAAGCUGGUUUUCGUCGGGGAUUCGAUUAACAGGAACAUGUGGGAGUCUCUUGUUUGCAUUCUUAGACAUAGUCUCAAGGACAAGAAACGAGUGUACGAGAUUUCAGGGAGAAGAGAGUUCAAGAAGAAAGGGUUUUACGCUUUCAGAUUCGAGGACUAUAAUUGCACGGUGGAUUUCGUUGGCUCGCCCUUUUUUGUAAGGGAAUCAAGUUUCAAAGACGUGAAUGGGACUACAUUGGAGACUUUAAGGCUGGAUAUGAUGGACAAGACGACAUCCAUGUAUCGAGAUGCUGAUAUACUGAUUUUCAACACCGGUCAUUGGUGGACUCAUGACAAAACAAAGCUAGGAGAGAACUAUUACCAAGAAGGUAACGUUGUGUACCCGAGGCUCAAGGUUCUCGAAGCUUAUAAACGAGCUCUCAUUACUUGGGCGAAAUGGGUCGAUAAGAACAUCGACCGCAGUCAAACCCAUGUAGUAUUUAGAGGUUAUUCCGUUACACAUUUCAGAGGAGGGCCAUGGAACUCAGGUGGGCAAUGCCACAAAGAAACAGAACCGAUUUUCAACACGAGGUACUUGGCAAAGUAUCCUUCGAAGAUGAAAGCUCUCGAGUAUAUUCUCCGUGAUACAAUGAAAACUCCGGUGAUAUAUAUGAACAUAAGUCGACUAACAGAUUUCAGAAAAGAUGGUCACCCGUCGAUAUAUAGAAUGGUGUACAGGACCGAAAAGGAGAAAAGAGAGGCCGUGAGUCACCAAGAUUGUAGCCAUUGGUGCUUACCGGGUGUUCCAGACACAUGGAACCAGCUCUUGUAUGUGUCACUGUUAAAGGCCGGGCUUGCAUCUAAGUGGUAGGCUAAGUCCUUUGGUUUGUAUUUGUAUUUUUUGCGGUUGUAAAGUAUAUAUGAAGCAAAUCUCCUUUAUAGAAAAGAAAGGAGGGUUUCAUGUUUCGAUGAUCUUUUUGUUCUUUCUUUUUGCUGGUUAUUACGAACUAUAGGCAUUGUAUUAGAGAUGGACUUUGUUGCUAUAAAAGAAGAAAUCUAUC